Elgaria multicarinata webbii is the source of this 850-nucleotide messenger RNA. Its product is annotated as guanine nucleotide-binding protein G(I)/G(S)/G(O) subunit gamma-11. The transcript is spliced from 3 exons. The record is from RefSeq and is a predicted model, not a curated record. Gene Ontology annotation, molecular function: G-protein beta-subunit binding. NCBI's taxonomy places the organism in Eukaryota, Metazoa, Chordata, Lepidosauria, Squamata, Anguidae. The coding region runs from base 386 to 607 and encodes 73 amino acids. Gene Ontology annotation, biological process: G protein-coupled receptor signaling pathway. Gene Ontology annotation, cellular component: heterotrimeric G-protein complex.
AUUAUUCCAAGGGAAUGUCUCAGUGAUUCCAAAAUUCUUGCCUCUGAGCAAUCCAAGAUUCUGUGUAGUGGCAGUAAGCUCUCUCUCUCUCUCUCUGAGUGUGUGUACGUGUUAUGUUCGGGAGGACUGGGAAGUUUGUGCAUGGCAUAAAGGCAGAGAAGGAAGUGUGGGUAAUGCCUCCUUUUGGUUUUUGGAAGCGGUGAAAACUGCAGAGGGGAAGAGGAGGAGGGGGAUCAAACCGUGCAGUUUAAUCGGAUUAGGACAGAUUCUGCUGAUGAAUUAAAAAAAUCCUGCAAGUAGUUCGAAGAGCCCAGCAAGGGAGUUGGCUGGAAAGAAAGUUGCUACUACAGGGAAAUCGGGAUAAACGCACAUAAAAAGAACAGUGAUGCCAGCAAUCAAUAUAGAGGAUCUGAGUGAAAAGGAUAAACUGAAAAUGGAAGUGGAACAGCUCCGGAAAGAAGUCAAGUUGGAAAGGCAACCUGUUUCUAAAUGUUCAGAAGAAAUUAAAAAUUACAUUGAAGAAAGAUCUGGAGAAGACCCUUUGGUGAAAGGCAUUCCGGAAGAUAGGAAUCCUUUUAAAGAGAAAGGAGGAUGUGUUGUUGCUUAAGUUAAGAGAACAGGGUUAAGCAAUUUUGAAACUGGAAUAUAAAGGCAUCAUAGAAUAAUUAGCCCGAUUUAAGUUCCAAGACUCCUUACUGGACAAUUACAGAGAAACUGAAGUUUUACAAGAACGGAAAUGUCUCUGCUUAUAAUUUUGUUCCCUGAGGCAGAUUCUUGCUAAAUACAUUCCUAGAGGCUGUUUCCCAGUCUUUUAAUUUCCUGUGCUUGCUUUUUUGAAUAAUAACAAUAA